CAUUACGAGAAAUAGGAGGGCUAGCAAAGAAAGCAGUCAGUAGUGUGUCCCUUUAAGGCAGCAAGGAUCUUAACUAGUUUAAUGCACUGUAUGACUCGCUGGACAACCGUACUGCUUUGGGUUUGGACUACCAGUAAUAUUGACCUUGGGGUUUUAAAUAUAUAUAUUUUAUAAACAUUGUAACGUUUCAUUCUCCACGGGAGAACAAUUCUGUUUUUUUAAAAAGCCAUGGCUUCUGACGAGCUAGCAUCCAAGCUGACCCGCCGUCUGAAGAUCGAAGAAGGAGCGGAGGAGCCGGUGUCUCUGACCGGCACGCAGGAUGGGGUAGGCGGGCGAAGCGAGGAGGAGAAGCCGGCGACGGCGAAUGCAGACUCGGAGUUGGGGGCUAAGCUGCUGCGCAGGACGGAUAUCAACGAUGGGGUUGCAGAGCACCAGCAACCCAGUAAAAAGGUGUUCAACCCCUACACCGAGUUCAAGGAGUUUUCGAGGAAGCAAAUCAAGGACAUGGAGAAAAUGUUCAAACAGUACGACGCAGGGAAGGACGGCUUCAUUGACCUGAUGGAGUUAAAGCUGAUGAUGGAGAAGCUGGGAGCCCCACAGACUCACCUGGGCCUGAAGAACAUGAUCAAGGAGGUGGACGAGGACUUUGAUGGGAAGCUCAGCUUCCGGGAGUUCCUGCUGAUUUUCCGGAAGGCGGCGGCGGGUGAGCUUCCAGAGGACAGUGGUCUUCACGUGUUGGCGCGACUCUCUGAGAUAGACGUCUCCACAGAGGGGGUCAAAGGGGCAAAGACUUUCUUUGAGGCCAAAGUGCAUGCCAUCACCGAGUCGAACCGCUUCGAGGCAGAGAUCCGACAGGAGCAAGAGGAGAAGAAGAAGGAAGCCGAGGACAAGAAGCAGCGCCAAGCAGCCUUCAAAGACCUCAAGUCUGCCUUCAAGUGACGCCCGCUCGCACUGUCUUUGUGUUUUUUUUUUCUCUUAAAAUAAAUAAAUAAAUAAAUAAAUGAAAUCAAACAUCAAGGUCCAGGGGGUGGGUCGUGGGCAAGCCAGGAAAUCUGCAGGAUUUCUUUGGGGGGUGGGGUUGAGAAGGGGAGCUGUGAAAAGGUGUGGCUUUGCGAGCGCUAAAUGGGGUUUGUUGUUACACUCUUCUCUUCCUUGUAACUGACAGAGACUUGGACUAAAGAUUCUGCACCACGAUUUUAAAAAAGGCAUACCCAGGUUUGUUUUGGCACGCUUAUUGACAGUCCCUGAAAGACCUUAAUAAAACUUUUUUUUUUUACAUCUAGCUUUCCUUACAAUGUUUUUUAUAAUGGCUUUUAAGUCGACUCCCUUUUUUUCUCACUGGCUUUAGUAACACAACGGCCCCCGUACAGAGGCAUAUUCACUUUUUUUUUAACCUUCUGUUUCCUGGUACCUGAUUGCUUUCUGAGCUGUGGACUUUGAAAGGAAAUGUGACCUACAGCACAGGAAGUGAUUAAGUACCAGGAAAAUAAGUGUAACUUUUAAUGCAAAUCCUAAAACCAUGAGAUAAAACAUUGUAGCACAUGAAAAUAGGAAGCAAUUAAAAUGGCCUAGUACUAGGUAAGGAAAUAGAUUUUAAAACCUUUAUCAUUAUUUAGUUUUACAGAUAAUUUCCAUUUUGUUCCUAGAAGUCUGGUGUUGAGAAUUAAGGUCGGGGCAAUACAUAAACUACCUGCACUAAUGAUUGAGUAUUAUUGUAAAACAUGCAUGGAACUGAGAUACAAAGAAGUUAGAAUUCUUGUGUGUUGGUGAAAAUAUUUCUAGAAACUAAGUAGACAAAAUGUUGGUUAGUGCCUUCUGUCUGCGUAGUUUUUUUUUUACUUAACUUUGUCAGUGUAGUUUGAGAAGGAAAAACUAUAAGAAACAGAGUCUGGGCUCAGUCUAGAUCCUCAAUGUUGAUGAAACUGUCUGAUGUGUUGCCCCAGCUUUAUUGAAAACUCUUUAGUCUGUGUCUCAGUUUCCCUUCAGACCCUGUACCGUAUGUACCCCCCCCCGGCCUUGCAUACUGUCAUUUCUGUGAUGUCAUUUCCUGUGCCUACAGAAGCGUUUUCUGAAAAGCAAACAAAGCGCCAAACAUUGCUUCCAGCUGCCUCUGUGGUCACCACGGCGACCACUGCUGCAGACAACGCCUAAUGCACAUACAUACAGAACAAAGAGAAAUGCAAAAGAUUCUAGUGAAAUGUAAAAUGCCUAAAUUCUAUUUUUUAAUGUGAGGAUGGGGGACAAAUUAAAUAAAUACAUAUAUAUAUUGCAUGUGUGGUGGUGAUUUCUGGGGUGUUUUGCAUGACUGAUUUCACAUGAGGUUCUUGGCUUCACAUUCUUCCUUAUAAUACCAGUUUAGAUUAAUGCAGUCCUGCAGGUAUCCACUUUACCUCUUAUUCCAGUAUCUCUUUAAGAACGUUGUCUUGAUCUUAACCACCUCUGCUCAUAUUCAUAAAGUAUGGUAAUGUUUAAACCUGUGGUUAUUUUUAUCCCAUAUUCCUUUUUCAUUAUAUUUAUAAUACAUUUAAAUUUGAAACUCUGCUAACGAAAACACAAGUUGUUAAACAAAGGGAAGGGUUAAAGUAUUGCCCUGUCAAUAUGCAAUAACUGUAUACAUACUUGUAUUUGCUUUACCCACAUCUAGCUAAAAAUUGUGUUUUAGGAGUUGAAUUUGUAUAUAUAUAUUUUAUUGCUAGACACGCUUUGCAUGUGUGUAACUCAAUUUAAAAAACAAAAAACACGCUUUUUGAAUACUGUACCUAAUCUACAGGUAUAUCCAAAUUAAUUUAACAUUUUGUUUUGAUAGUACAGUGUGAAGCAUGAGGGCAAGGCUCAGGCAGAGGUCCUAUUACCUUUACCACAGGAAGUUGCUGUCCGUCAUCUGACUCAAAGUAAAAAUCAAGUCAGGUUUUAGUUGCAAACUUUUAUGUAUCUGACUGUUUCUGUCUCUAGUAGCUGGAAUGACAGGCAGGGUGGCAUGGUGGAUAACCAACCUGCUUUGUGAUAGAGGAGGACCAACAGUAACUCAUUCUAGCACCUGAAUCUGCCUGUGACUCCUGUCACCAGCCAGUGAUCAGUGAAUAAAAUUACAUUGCUGCUCUUUGUAACUGCAAUGGGAAUGUGGUUUAAGAGAAAUAACUCCCCUUCUGAGCCACUUAUCACAAAGAAGACCCUAACUGCUGGGUUCUGGGUCUUGUAUUGUGGUAAAGAGUGUAAGGUCUCCAUAGGAUUUACAAUCAUUCCAGAUGCUUUUUUUUCAACAAAAAGAUAUUCUGGCAUUUUUACCGGCCACUUAAAUAAAGCCUGCUAUCUAAUUUUGCAGUGUGGUGUUCUGCCAAUGCUAUUGUAUUGAAGGUGAGUGUUCUGCCAUCUGUAAGCUGUAUGCUUAGCAACCAGGGUAAAUAUCAAUAUUUUGGCAACUUACAAAACGGAAGAAGUGGGAAUGGGUUAGUGCUAAACCAAUUGGGAAACAUUUCGAAUUUUGCUUUACCAUUUAACCAUUACUAAAAAAACGCCACUGUAAUAUAUGUUCGCCUUAGUGUUUUAUAGUGUCCAUAUGCAUAGAAAUGUUAUUGAAGUAUGCAAAAAUGUCUCUCAAACACAGGGCUUCUCCACAUUUAGAAUAAGUUUGGACAUGUAUUCAUAAAGUUUAAGAAGAUAUUAAGCAGAAUCUCAUGCUAUAAUAUCUUGCUUUAGAUUAGGAAAGUGAAGGGACGAGUAUGGAAUAUAGAAUGGAGGUUUGAUAUCAUCUUCCUGUCUGGCAAGCAAGCAUAAAAACGUGUCAUGGAAAAACAAUGACAACAUGUAAUGUUUUUUUGUUUUUUAAAUGUUUUUCUAAAGGCAUGGACACCAUUUAAAAGCCAUCAAAAUGUAAUUUCUGUGCAUUCGUUUUAUUAAUACUGUACUUCACUGGUAUUGUGCUGGCUUGGGAAUAAAACAACAGCUGGUUACAGCCUGUUGACCUUGUGUGUUUAAUAAAGCAAAUUCUAUUUUUCAUGACAAAUGGUGUUUAAUUUUGUAAGGUAUAUGGACUGUAGUAUAGACCAAUUUCUGUUGUGUUUUUUAUCUAAGAGCCUUAUCUGUUGCUUGGCAACCUCUACAGUUUCUGUCAAGGAAGUCCUCCCACCCAAUCACAGUCUGCCAUUUUGGCCGUGACCAAUCACACGUGGCAGAGUUUGGAACUGGGCACGCCACCAAAUGGCUUCCAAUUGGGGAAGCAGAAGCUGAAAUUGGUUAAACUGACCUUGGCAUAGAAUAAGUCAACCAAAAUGAUAUCUGUGAACUGUAUUUCAAUAGAUAUAUUUUGGCAUCUCGUUGACAUAAGGAUACAGUAAAACCAUGGCUAUCUGUUUUUUGACUGUUGUAAGAAGUGCAUUGCUGUUUUCUUUUUACAAUGUCUGCAAUCAUUCUAAGUGGUUCUUGUUUCAAAUAUUCUGGGUUUUUUUUAUAUCGUGUUUUUGAAUUCAGGAGCUGCACUCCAGUUCUAGGUGUCUUCCAUAGACACAUGAAAUGUAAGCUAGAUCAGCACCAUCUGUGGCUCUUUUUGCCAGAAAACAAAAAUAAAUGUGACUGGUCUAGGUUACAUGCACCUUAACCUCGACUUUACUUUAAUGAAAAGUAAAAAACACAGUAAUUUAUUGCUAGAAGAACCACUAAAAGAUUGCAAAAAGCAUAAAAAGGAGGCAGAUUGAAGCUCAGAAGCUGACAUUGUAUGCUACUGCUCAAACAAUCUUAGAUAUACAUGUAUUUGUACAAAUACACACUGUUCAAACUUAGCUUGGAUAAUAGAGGUGGCAUUGUAUUACAGAAUAUGUAUUGCAUAAAAACAUGCUUACUGUAUCUGAAGUAUGAUCAAAUACAUUUGUGGUAUAUUUCAGCUAUAUAUAUAUAUAUAUAUAUAUAUAUAUAUAUAUAUAUAUAUAUAUAUAUAUAUAUAUAUAAUAUGUAUAGCUGAUAUCUUCUCUCCAUCUUGAUGUUGUUGCUGAUGGGAAAUCUGUGCCAAAUUGUGAGACUCAUUCCUAACCCAAGAGUCGUGCAUAUGGAUAAUUCUAUUAUAUGUGGAGUGGGUGUCUGGCUCUUGUUUAUUAUAUAAAAAUAAAAUAUGAUACUGUUGAGAUUAAAGCCUUUAUGUAGAUAACAAAGGAGCAAAAUAUAAAGAGUAUUUACUAUAAUGAUAACUUAAGAGUGCAUAAAGGGAACAAUGAGCUACCAGUGCUCUUGUGGUAUAUUCUCCAUGUUGUAUAUUGUCCCAUACAGAAUUUAAGAAAGUAUAUAAGAUCAGGACUCGAUGCAUUGUAGGGUUACAGUAAAAGGAGGAAUUUUUUAUUUGGCUCAAAUUCUGUCCAAAGUGUUUUUUUAUUUUCAAAUUCUUUGUGACUGUGUGUUCCAUCAUUCCCUGUGUUUCACUCUUCCUGUGCUGUGCUAAAGUCUAUAUUUUAUAUGGUGGUUAAUGGAUCAUCUUGUUGUGGGCUUUUUUAUUUUAUUUAAGAAGUAUGAAUUAUAAUAAUAAUAAUAAUUAAUAAUAAUAAUAAUAAUAAUGGUAAUACAAAUUUAUUUUUCAAUUCUUAUGGAAAAAUGUAUAAUUAUUCUUGUGGUAAUAAAUAAAAAGCAUCUAUAAUUUAAAUCUC
Molecule: messenger RNA, 5627 nt
Organism: Acipenser ruthenus (sterlet)
Lineage: Eukaryota; Metazoa; Chordata; Actinopteri; Acipenseriformes; Acipenseridae
Product: EF-hand domain-containing protein D2-like
Exons: 4
Coding region: 229-939 (236 amino acids)
Molecular function (GO): calcium ion binding
Source: RefSeq, a predicted model, not a curated record